GUCCGGGAAGUCACAUCAUCGCGUAGACUUAACUCAGAAAAUAUGGUGAACAAUAAUAUUAUUUUUACUAUUUUAUUUAUUGUAUUUGCUAAUACUUAUGUAGAGAGUUGUUUGAUUACGAAUUGUCCUCGAGGUGGCAAAAGAAGCGGGAAGACUGGUCUGAUGGAAUCUAAUUUGAAACCGUGCAUAUCAUGCGGCCCAGGACACACCGGCCAAUGUUUCGGUCCAAACAUUUGCUGUGGUCCCUUCGGAUGUUUGUUAGGUAGCCCGGAGACUGUCAGAUGUCAGCGAGAAGGAUCCUUCCAUGAAAGAGAGCCCUGCAUCGCCGGCAGUGGCUUCUGUAGGAAAAACACCGGACGAUGUGCAACGGACAACAUAUGCUGCGACCAAGAUUCCUGUUACACCGACCGACAAUGUUCCAGCGACGAAAAACUAAAAGCAGAAGCCCUCUCCGGAUUGGACAUCUACAAUUUCCUCAACACCUACCCCGCGGAGAUAACCAUCGAGAAAUAGAUCGAUGACACGAGAAAAAUUCAUCCUAUUUACGAAAAUGCACCAAAUUGUUAAUAAAUACUUGUAUCAAUAAAAAUUUAUACUUA
Messenger RNA from Diabrotica virgifera virgifera (western corn rootworm), 599 nucleotides. It is a transcript of the gene IT, whose product is annotated as isotocin-neurophysin IT 1-like. Lineage: Eukaryota; Metazoa; Arthropoda; Insecta; Coleoptera; Chrysomelidae. The coding region runs from base 43 to 513 and encodes 156 amino acids. The record is from RefSeq and is a predicted model, not a curated record. The transcript is spliced from 3 exons. Gene Ontology annotation, molecular function: neurohypophyseal hormone activity. Gene Ontology annotation, cellular component: secretory granule; extracellular region.